This is a messenger RNA of Daucus carota subsp. sativus, 2095 nucleotides long. RefSeq names its product dynamin-related protein 4C-like. The record is from RefSeq and is a predicted model, not a curated record. Gene Ontology annotation, cellular component: cytoplasm; microtubule; membrane. The transcript has 2 exons. Gene Ontology annotation, molecular function: GTP binding; microtubule binding; GTPase activity. The coding region runs from base 1 to 1950 and encodes 649 amino acids. NCBI's taxonomy places the organism in Eukaryota, Viridiplantae, Streptophyta, Magnoliopsida, Apiales, Apiaceae.
AUGAUAGUUCAAGAAAAUUCUGUUGACCAGGUACCUGGAGUUGAUGCAUCCCUUCUCUCAUCUUACAAUGAUAGGAUUCGACCGCUCUUGGAUGCCAUCGACAAGCUUCGAGAUCUUAAUGUUAUGCAAGAAGGGAUUCAGCUCCCUACUAUUGUUGUUGUUGGUGACCAGUCUUCUGGCAAGUCCAGUGUCCUGGAAUCUCUUGCUGUUGCUGGUAUCAGCUUGCCUCGCGGCGAUGGAAUUUGUACCAGGGUCCCCCUUGUCAUCAGGCUGCAGAAUCAUGCACAAUCUGACUCAAGUCUUCAGUUGGAGUAUCUUACAAAAGUAGUUCCUACAGAUGAGUUAAGUGUAGCGAAAGCGAUUAACAUGGCCACCGAUGAGAUUGCUGGCAAUGGAAAAGGGAUUUCUCAUACUCCUUUGACACUUGUGGUGAAGAAAAAUGGUGUCCCUGAUCUCACUAUGAUUGAUUUGCCUGGUAUUACCAGGGUUCCGGUUCACGGGCAGCCUGAGGAUAUCUAUGAGCAAAUUUCUGAAAUGAUAAUGGAAUUUGUAAAGCCUGAGGAGAGUAUAAUUCUCAAUGUUCUUUCUGCAACUGUCGACUUUCCCACCUGUGAGUCUAUCAGAAUGUCACAGCUUGUGGACAAAACAGGAGAGAGGACUCUGGCAGUUGUUAUGAAAUCAGAUAAGGCUCCUGAUGGAUUGCAUGAGAAGGUGAUGGCAGAUGAUGUGAAGAUAGGCCUUGGCUAUGUAUGUGUGAGGAAUCGGAUUGGUGAUGAGUCUUAUGAAGAAGCGAGGAUGAAAGAAACUAAACUUUUUCAGGCUCAUCCGCUCCUGAAAAAGAUUGACAAGUCGAUGGUUAGUGUUCCUGUUCUGGCAAAAAGACUUGUGGAAAUUCAAGCUAAUAUUAUUUCUAAAUGUUUGCCGGAUAUUGUGAAGAAAAUCAAUGUAAAGCUGAAUGCAAAUGUUUCUGAGCUCAAUAAUCUGCCUCGAAAACUGUCUACUAUUGCAGAGGCAAUAGCUAUUUUCAUGAGGAUUGUGGGCUUUUCCAGAGAGUCUUUGAAAAAACUUCUUGUGAGGGGUGAGUUUGAUGAAUACCCUGAUGAUAAAAGUAUGCAUUGUACUGCUCGUUUAGCUGAAAUGCUUGACAAGUUCUCAGAAGAAAUUAAAAGCAGUUCUGAUAAUGGCUCUUCAGAGAAGUUCUUGAUUGAUGAAAUUGAGGUGCUAAAGGAGACUAAAGCAAUUGCGCUGCCUAAUUUUCUUCCUCGUUCAGCUUUUCAUGCUCUGCUACAGCUAAAGAUAAAAGCAAUUUCAGAAAUGGCUGCAGACUUUAUUGCAGAAGUAUGGGACUACGUUGAAACUGUGGUGAUUGGUGUCGUUGAGCAGCAUUGUGAGAAAUAUCCACAGUUUCAGUCUCAUAUGACAAGAGCAGCGCACAAUUUGAUUUCUAGUGUCAAAGAGAAGUCCACUGAACGAGUUUUAGAGGUCGUGGAAAUGGAGAAGAUGGGAGGCUAUACGAGUGAUCCUCAGUAUCUGACAGAGUGGAAGAAUCUUAUGAGUUGCAGUGGUAAUUUUAAUCAGAAUUACACAGUGAUUAAUCUUGGACAUUUUGGGAGCAUUGAUGUUACUCAUUUGUGGAGUUAUCCUGCUGGUAUAAGACACGAUGCAUUUGACCUGAAGUGCAGAAUGACUGCUUACUGGAAGAUUGUUCUGAAACGGAUGGUCGAUUGCAUUGCUCUUCAGUUGAUGUUGUCUAUACAGAGGUUUGCAAACGGUAAAAUGGAAUCAGAAGUCGUUAAUGAAGUCAUGGAUACGAAAGAGGGUGGCAUUGAACGCGUGCUCAUUGAAAUGCCUUCGGUUGCUGGGAAGAGGGAAAGGUUGAACAAGAGUAUUAGCUUACUCAAGGAAUCAAGGAUCGUUCUUGCUAAGAUCAUGGACAUGGCUGAUGCUUAGUUCUGGUUCUUUAUUGGAAGUUUAGAAGCUCAUUAUGUGUUUUAAAACUCUAUUGUCUUAAAAUUUGGUACUCAUCUUUUGUCUGAUUGUCACUAAGACAUGCUCUAAGAUAUUGUGUUAUGUACUACUUCUUAUCUAUGUUCAU